Wallemia ichthyophaga EXF-994 is the source of this 756-nucleotide messenger RNA. RefSeq lists its product as uncharacterized. Lineage: Eukaryota; Fungi; Basidiomycota; Wallemiomycetes; Wallemiales; Wallemiaceae. The transcript has 6 exons. Bases 1 to 756 code for a protein of 251 amino acids. The record is from RefSeq and is a predicted model, not a curated record. Gene Ontology annotation, cellular component: membrane.
AUGGAAUUGAUCCCGGCCGUCCUCAGUUACGUGCACGCCCUUCUUAUCACCCAAACGACCACGAAGGCUUACGAGGACUGGACGCUGGACGUCGAAAUGCCGACAAAGAUUAUGUUUGGAAUAUGGGCGCUGUUUGAUAUUUGUUUACUCGUCGCUGGCUCUGUGUGUAUAUCAGUGUCUACUGCUUGGAAAUCUCCAGAUUUAUUGAGAGAUUUGGUAAUCAACGAUGAAGAGAAGAGAGCUGGUUUCGUACUCGGGAUUCUAAUCGUUAUCACCGUCGCUUACUCGACUUUUGCAAUUCUGCGACGGCGCGCGAUACACUUGAAAGUACUUAACUUUACUUUCAUUCUCUUAGCUGUCUUUGUAAUUGUCAUCGGCUCUUCUCUCUGGCUACUAUCACUCAAUCAACGUAGCUUAAUGGCGGAUCUUUGGAAGGAACAUUCACCAGACGAGCAGAUCAAGAUACAGAAUCAUUUCGAAUGCUGUGGAUAUCAGAAUACCACCGAUGCAGGCCUUUUCUCAGAAGACGCCCAGCAGGACUUCUGCUUAGACCUUGAUAAUAAACGCGGGUGUAUGACGCCAAUCGUCAACUUUGCGAGUAAUUAUAUUAGCUCGGUAUACGCUACAAUCUACGGGUUUAUCAUCAUUCUCAUCUGUCUCUUCCUGACUACGGUGUGUGUUUUGAAUGAGCGCGCUAAGGAAGAUAGGUUUAGACGCAUCGAUUCAAAGCGCUCAGUGGGUAAGUUUGCUCAAUAA